UCCGCGCCGCUCCCGCCGUGGGGGAGGGGAGGAAAGACCCCCCCCCCACCCCCCCACAACCUCAGGAUCUAUGGGGCAGAGCGGAUCUAUGGGGCGGGGCCUGGCUAUGGGGCAGCGCUGCUGUGGGGCGGCCCUGACCGGGCUCUGCCGUGGGGCAGCGGCGCUCCUGGGGCUGCCCGGCUUCCCCCGGGCCCACGCGCUGCUCCUGGGGGCACUUGUGGGGCUGGGGCCGCUGCUGAGGGGGAGGGGGGACCCCCACAGCGUGCUGGCCUCGCCCCAUAACCGGCUGGAGGCCCGCCUGACCUCCAGCGCCGCCGCCUGGACCUGGCUCCUGAUUGGUUCCCUCCUCGUGGCCUCCCAGCCUUGGCUCCGCCCCCCUUGGGGCUCCGCCCUUCGCGCUCUCGCCCGAUUGGUCGUCGCUCUGACGCUUUCCCGCGCCGGCCACGCCCUCGGCGCCGCCCUGGAGGCCGCCACGGGCUGGUGCCGCAGCCCCGCCCCCCACGGCGUCCUCCUCCUCCCAUUGGACGAUCCCGGGGCGUGUCGGGGGGCGGGGCACACCUGGGAGGGAUUCGGCCCCGCCCCCCAGGCCUUCGCCCUGGUGCAUUGUGGGCUGGGAUUGGCCGAGGAGGCGGCGGCGCUGGGGAGGAGCCUCUACGGGGGGAGGGGCAAGAUGGCGGCGCGGGAGCGCGGCAAGAUGGCCGCCGGGUAUGAGGAGUUCAAGAUGGCGCCCAGAUCCAAGAUGGCCGCCGGCUAUGAGGAAUUCAAAAUGGCGCCCAGAUCCAAGAUGGCCGCCGGGUAUGACGAAUUCAAGAUGGCUCCCAGAUUCAAGAUGGCCACCGGCUAUGAGGAAUUCAAGAUGGCGCCCAGAUCCAAGAUGGCCGCCGGGUAUGAGGAAUUCAAGAUGGCGCCCAGAUUCAAGAUGGCCGCCGGGUAUGACGAAUUCAAGAUGGCGCCCAGAUCCAAGAUGGCCGCCGGGUAUGACGUAAGCGAGGAAUUCAAGAUGGCGCCCAGAUCCAAGAUGGCGGCCGGAUAUGACGUAAGAGAGGAAUACGGCGCGGCGCCCGGAUCCAAGAUGGCCGCCGGAUAUGAGGUGGGAGAAGAAUCCAAGAUGGCGGCCGGAAGGGGCUGGGCGUGGCCUCCGUAUGCAAAUUACGGCUGGGGCCGCCCGCUGACGCCGGAAGGGGCGGGGCCUUCCUAUUACGGCUGGGGCGGCCAUCUUGGACGGCCAUUUUGGGGCAGGGGCGGCCAUUUUGAACCCCAGGGCGGCCAUUUUGAAAGCGGCCAUCUUGAACCUCACGGCGGCCAUUUUGAACCUCACGGCGGCCAUUUUGAACCUCACGGCGGCCAUUUUGAACCUCACGGCGGCCAUCUUGAACCCCGAGGCGGCCAUUUUGAAAGCGGCCAUUUUGAAAGCGGCCAUUUUGAAAGCGGCCAUCUUGAACCGCGCCUCAGCCGUUUCGACGUCGGCCAUUUUGACCGCGCCGGCGGCCAUUUUGCCUCCGCCCAACUCCCACGCCGCGGCCGCCAUCUUGUCCGCCGCGGCGGCCAUUUUGACGCUUCCGGCGGCCAUUUUGAAAGUUCCGGCGGCCAUUUUGGAGGGGAGGAGCGCACGCCGCCGGCGGCGCUCUCGGUGCUCUACUUGCUGGCCUUGCUCCUCCUGGUCACGUGGCACUUCCUCCUCAUCGUCACCCUCACCUAUCGCAACACGUGGGCGCGCAACGCCGCCGGCGCCGCGCUGGGCUGGGCCGCGUGGGCCGUGACCUAUCGGGGGUGGUACCGGUGGGCGUGGUCACCGGGGCCGCCGGGGUGGGGCUGAGGGGGCGGGGCCGAG
This is a messenger RNA of Poecile atricapillus (Black-capped chickadee), 1831 nucleotides long. RefSeq lists its product as uncharacterized. Gene Ontology annotation, biological process: lipid droplet organization; phospholipid biosynthetic process; lipid storage. NCBI's taxonomy places the organism in Eukaryota, Metazoa, Chordata, Aves, Passeriformes, Paridae. Bases 71 to 1816 code for a protein of 581 amino acids. The transcript has 2 exons. The record is from RefSeq and is a predicted model, not a curated record. Gene Ontology annotation, cellular component: endoplasmic reticulum membrane.